Populus nigra (black poplar) is the source of this 1389-nucleotide messenger RNA. RefSeq names its product serine carboxypeptidase-like 45. The transcript has 7 exons. The annotation marks the transcript as partial. Lineage: Eukaryota; Viridiplantae; Streptophyta; Magnoliopsida; Malpighiales; Salicaceae. The record is from RefSeq and is a predicted model, not a curated record. Gene Ontology annotation, molecular function: serine-type carboxypeptidase activity. Gene Ontology annotation, cellular component: vacuole. Gene Ontology annotation, biological process: proteolysis.
GCCAGGGACAAUCUUUUGUUCUUGCAAGGCUGGUUCCACAAGUUCCCUCAAUACAGGAGCACAGAUUUGUUUAUAGCAGGGGAAAGUUAUGCAGGCCACUAUAUUCCUCAACUUGCAAAGCUUAUGAUUGAAAUUAACAAGAAGGAGAAGUUAUUCAAUUUGAAAGGAAUUGCACUAGGUAAUCCUGUUCUAGAUUUUGCUACAGACUUGAAUUCAAGGGCUGAGUACUUCUGGUCUCAUGGAUUGAUAUCAGACUCAACAUACAAAAUGUUCACUUCAGCUUGUAACUAUUCAAGAUAUGUGAGCGAAUAUUAUAGAGACUCGGUUUCAUCUAUUUGUUCAAUAGUUAUGAAACAGGUUAACACAGAAACCAGUAGGUUUGUGGACAAAUAUGAUGUUACCCUUGAUGUUUGUGUUUCAUCAGUCUUCUCACAAUCAAAGUUUAUAAGUCCUAAGCAAGUAUCUGAGAGGAUUGAUGUUUGUAUAGAAGACGAAACCGUGAAUUAUCUGAAUCGGAAGGAUGUCCGGAGGGCUCUCCAUGCUCGGCUUAUUGGAGUUCGCAGAUGGGAAGUUUGCAGCAACAUUCUAGAUUAUGAGUUUCUUAACAUAGAGAAACCAACAUUCAAUAUUGUUGGAUCACUUAUCAAGGCUGAAAUUCCGGUUCUCGUUUACAGUGGAGAUCAAGAUUCUGUUAUUCCGUUGACCGGUAGCCGCACGCUUGUCCAUAGAGUAGCAAAAGAACUGGGACUCAACACGACCGUCCCUUACAGAGUUUGGUUUGCAGGAAAGCAGGUUGGUGGUUGGACUCAGGUUUAUGGUAACAUCCUCUCAUUUGCUACCAUCAGAGGCGCUUCUCAUGAAGCUCCAUUCUCACAGCCUGAAAGAUCACUCAUGUUAUUUAAGUCGUUCCUGGAAGGUAAACACUUACCUGAAGUUUUCUGAUGAGCUACUAAUUAAGGUACUAAAUGUUCAGACUCCAAAGUGAUAAUAUUGAGAUUGCAUGUAUACAUGUGAUGUGACUAUUAAUUCACGGCAGCAUUGUUUGUUCCUGCCAAAAGAGAGAAACUUAAGCAUCCAUUAGUUUGUAAAUCUGGUUUUCUCAAUGCAAAAUAUCUUUGUUGGAGAAAUUUUGUAAGAAGUGUGUUCAGAGAAAGAACGUGAAUACCUUCCCAUUCUCACCAUGGAUGAUCAGAGUUGGCUGCGACGGAGUAUACUGAGUAAUAACCACUAACCAGCCUUGCUUGCAUGAAAUCAUUCUGCUGUAAACUGGCAACGGAAGAAACUUCAAAGUAAUUUGAACAAUUCUUCUGUAAAUUGAUAUGAAUGAUCAUUCAUAUCAGUUGUUGCAUAGCAAUGCUCAACGGCAAUGAAAGGGAGAUUUUGGAUUCA